Messenger RNA from Loa loa (African eye worm), 351 nucleotides. RefSeq lists its product as hypothetical. NCBI's taxonomy places the organism in Eukaryota, Metazoa, Nematoda, Chromadorea, Rhabditida, Onchocercidae. The record is from RefSeq and is a predicted model, not a curated record. The transcript is spliced from 2 exons. The coding region runs from base 1 to 351 and encodes 116 amino acids.
AUGACACGCGUUGCGGUCGUGAUGUGUUUGGCGCGCGCGCCUCAGCCGCAUUGCAUGAGAUGUUGUGAGGUGCAGCGGAGAUGGUUGUGUGGUGAGUAUGGAGGAGGAAGGAAGGCUUCUUCGAUGGUCAUCCCUUUCUGGCUGUCUGUGUGUAUAAGACGAGUGACCGAAUGGACGAACAUCCUUGUGUAUCCAUCCCAAUUACCACUAAGUAGUGAGAAAAUAGAUCUAUUUUGGGCAUAUUGUCCGCGAUCUGAAGUAAGAGUGAUGUCGAAACUCGAAUGGGGUUUAUGCAGGCACGUAACGUGUAACAUAGCUGCGUUAGCCGUCUUUAUGCAUUGUUGUGAAUGA